Messenger RNA from Phodopus roborovskii (desert hamster), 1241 nucleotides. RefSeq names its product NADPH-dependent 3-keto-steroid reductase HSD3B3. The record is from RefSeq and is a predicted model, not a curated record. Gene Ontology annotation, biological process: steroid biosynthetic process. The transcript is spliced from 4 exons. Bases 105 to 1226 code for a protein of 373 amino acids. Gene Ontology annotation, molecular function: 3-beta-hydroxy-Delta5-steroid dehydrogenase (NAD+) activity. Lineage: Eukaryota; Metazoa; Chordata; Mammalia; Rodentia; Cricetidae.
GUGCCUGCUGCUAUCCAGAUAUCCAACCCCUGGAAACAAAACCACUCCCCAGGGUGAUAUUACAUCAAACCUGCUCCCACUGAGAUCCACUUCCUGUGUUGGCCAUGCCUGGGUGGAGCUGCCUGGUGACAGGAGCAGGAGGGUUUCUGGGCCAGAGGAUCAUCCGAUUGUUGGCUCAGGAGAAAGGGCUUCAGGAGAUCAGAGCCUUGUUCAGGUCCUUCACCCCAAAACACAGAGAAGAAUUAUCCAAGCUGCAGACAAAGACCAAGGUGACAGUGCUGGAGGGAGACAUUCUGGAUGCCCAGUGCGUGAGGAGAGCCUGCCAGGGCAUCUCUGUUGUCAUCCACACCGCUGCUGCCAUUGACGUCUUGGGUGCCAUUCCCAGACAGACUGUGAUAGACAUCAACCUGAAAGGUACUCAGCACCUGUUGGAUGCUUGUGUGGAAGCCAGUGUUCCCAUCUUCAUCUACAGCAGCUCAGUGGCUGUGGCUGGACCUAACUCCUACAAGGUGAUCAUCCGGAAUGGCUGUGAGGAAGAUAAUCAUGAAAGCACAUGGCCUGAUCCAUACCCAUACAGCAAAAAGUUGGCAGAGAAGGCAGUGCUGGCAGCCAAUGGGUCCACCCUGAAAGAUGGUGGCACUUUCCACACUUGUGCCUUAAGAUUCCCAUUCAUCUAUGGGGAAAAAGACAAAUUCAUUGCAGCUAGUGUGGACACAGCACUCAAGAACAAUGGUAUAAUUAACAAUUUUGGCAAAUUCUCUUUGACCAACCCAGUGUAUGUGAGUAAUGCAGCCUGGGCACACAUUCUGGCUGCCAGGGGCCUACAAGAUCCCAAGAAGUCACCAAACAUUCAAGGACAGUUCUACUACAUCACAGAUGACACCCCUCACCAAAGCUAUGUUGAUUUAUAUUACAACCUGAGCAAGAACUGGGGCCUCCGCCUUGAUUCCCGUUGGAGCCCUCCUCUGCCGGUGCUGUACUGGCUUGCCUUCCUAUUGGAAGCUGUGAGCUUCCUGCUGCGUCCAAUCUUCAAUUACAGGCCUCCCUUUAACCGCCACUUGGUCACAAUAUUAAAUAGUGUGUUCACCUUCUCCUACAAGAAAGCUCAGAGAGAUCUGGACUAUGAGCCCCCUGUCAGCUGGGAGGAAGCCAGGGAGAAAACUUCUGAGUGGAUUGGGUCACUAGUGGAGCAGCACAAGGGGGCACCAAACACAAAAACUCAGUGACGUGAUAUUGGCAGG